AAAAUAUAUAAAUUCAAUGGUAGUAGGCCUUGUUUCAAGACUGCUAAUUGAGUUGGGAAAAAAGGUAACGCAUCCCAAUAAGGCGCUUAUAAUAAUGGAGGCAUGCAGGCUGAAAAAAGCGGAUAUUAAACGCAUGUGGAGCCAGAUAGUAACUCAAACGGGCAUUGACAAGUAUACCUAUGCAGAAUGGCAGGAAAACUACGAAGAAUUCUGGAAAUGCAUGCUGUCUACUUCGGAGCCCUACAUAAGAAUUCAAAGUGUAACUGCGGUUGACAUAGAGCAACUAACACGAACACAUGUCAACCAGUUGCAGCUGCCAAUAGCCAAAAGCAAUCCUCCAGCUAAACCUCAACCCGCGAAGCAGAAACCGGUGAAGAUACCUGGCGUGUCGGAUUCCAUAUCUAUGUUACGUAUACCACGCAUAAAACCUGGACAACAGCCAACAAAGAGCAACUCUGAUUCGCUUGGCUUGGUAAAGAAUACACAGCCAGACUGGAAACCUGGACAAGAAAAUAUCCCGCAGCAGCAUCAACAUCAACAACAACCAAAACAACAACAACAACCACAACAACAACAGCAACAACCACAACAGCAACAUCCAGUUCCGCAGAAGACAUCUAGAUUAGCACAAGAACAAAGACAAUACAUUCCAGUUCAACACCCGAAGCAGGUGCUACAACAGCAACCCCCGACACAGCAAAAUAAACAAGGUGUGGAAAAAAAUUCCUUACAGCAGUCGCAGAAUGAUCCACAAGGAGAAGAAGAAGACGAACAAAAACAACAACAUUUUCAGCAACAGCGAAAACCGCAGCCUCAUUGGCCCGGAAGCUUGCAGUCAAUGGAGCAAACGCAGCAACCACAAUCGAAAGAUCAACUGCAACAACAAUUUCCACUCCCGCACAAGAUUCUGGAACAACAGAUUAAAAACUAUCUACGUUCGUGUCAGGAUAGAUCGCGUCCAUAUCAAAGGCAGCCACCCAAUAGAUCAAAGUCUAAUCAGCUGAUUAUGAAUGACCGGCUUAAAGCUCAAACUAACGAACCCCAGGACGUCCCGCAUAGCUCGGUCCAGGAGGUCUACGAGCGUCAGCGAGAAAUGCUCUUUAAACCCUUAGCUGAACAAGUCAAAACUAUUAAGAACAUUAAUGAUAGCAGGGGAAAAAUUGAGUCGGGCACCGAUUGCGAAUUAGAAAACAAGUUAAUUGCCGAUGCUUUAAAGCUGGCUAAUAAAGUCGGUAAAGCGGAUAAUACACCCAAAGCAAAUAAAAUCAGCCCAGAAAUACCCUCAGAUAAUGGUGAGAAAAUUUAUGACUGGUUGCAGAGUUUCGAUGACAAAGCUUCAAAAGCAAUUGAUCAUAAGAUAACAGAUACUGCCGAUUUUUUUAAAAACUUACCCAACCUUUCCACGGUGAUUGGGAAAACGCCGCACGAACUAAAAGUGGCAAUACAAAAUGUAAUUAUCUGCGAAGGUAUGGAAGACGACAAGCCCAAUAAUGAACGACAGAACCCGCAGGCGAAAAAAAAAGAAAUACAGUCAAACAAUCUAAAUGUGUCUAAUUCAAUUGCAAUUCCACUUCAAUUUGAAUUAAAUAGCAAUAAAUGCAAAAAAAAGGAGAAAAAGUUAAAGCAAUUUGCUUAAACAAACCAAGAGAUAACAUUUUUAGAUAUGUUAGAUAGAUAGUCGAAAUAAUUUAUAAUUAUGUAGGAAACAUUUAUUACCUUCCAUCCAGCAAUUUAUAUUGUA
Messenger RNA from Drosophila montana, 1741 nucleotides. Its product is annotated as heat shock protein DDB_G0288861-like. Bases 17 to 1636 code for a protein of 539 amino acids. The record is from RefSeq and is a predicted model, not a curated record. Lineage: Eukaryota; Metazoa; Arthropoda; Insecta; Diptera; Drosophilidae. The transcript has 4 exons.